AUAUAGUAAAGAGAGUGGAGAGAUUUACGUGGCAGCUAUUGACGCUUUCAAAAGGCUCUUUGGCAUUGACAGCGACACAAGACCACCCGCGAGGUGUGUUGGCCGGGUGCCAAGCCAAACUGCUUUUGCGUUAGCCUAUAGCGAGCCUAUAACGAGGGCAUUACAAAGUCAUGUCGUCGCGGGAAAUCCCAGAAUAGAGUUCUCAUUUCGGUGCGGAGCCCCCUCACAAAUAGACCACAGAAACUGUAUAGUCAGUGACGCGCUCAGUCGCGUUUUCACACUAACUUUGUGUUGGUCAGUGUGCCCGCCUCACAUGCGUUCUAUUUUACCUGUUGACGACGACUGCGAUCUGUCAUUUAUCCUGGGAUUGAUUUGAAAUGAUUGAAUCAAAUCAGAGAGAGGAGAACAUAGACACCAAAUGUCUUCAGACGUUAUAUGACAGCAAACAGAAACUCUGAAAGUUAUCUGGAUGUAGUUACUGAAAGCGAAAGCGCGCUCCCCGUCUAAACCCACCACUUCGUUAUUUAGUCACUGUUUUUAUGAGCGUCUAUUUUAUUCAAACUCAAGAACAACAAUACACAUUCCCCACAACAAGAACGCGUUUGAAGAGAAAGCGGCGUAUUCUCAGAAAUGCCCCUCCACAAUACGGACACCCCGAGGAGCCGAUGGGAGCAGGGCUUGCGGCCGCCGUGGGUCGCACGAUUGGCUGGAGGGCAAAGCCCCGCCUCUUCAGGGGUGGAGUCAGACACAGAGAGCAGCAGCACAGAGAGCGAGAGGUCUCCAGCCAAACGUUUAGAGGCGCGGUCACAGAGGAUCCUACCGUUGCCCUCCAUGCUGCAACAGCGAAUCACAGAGAUUGACCAGCAGAGGGAGGAGCUAAAGAUAGAGCUGCAGCUGGAGAUAGCCCUGUUGGAGGGUGAGCUGCAGGAGGAGAGGAACGAGCUGCGCAGACACACUCUGUAUCUACAGACACUGCAGGAGGAAGGCGGGCAGGAGGAGACGGACAGACAGACGGACAGACAGAAGGAGCGAGCUAGUCUGGAGGUGGAGAGGGCCCGGGUUGAGGAGCUGAGGAGUAGGUUGGAGGAGAAGGAGGCACUGCUUCCCAGUCAGCCAGAGGGCCAGAGAGAGCAGCUACUGAUCCAACUACAACAGGAGAAAGAGAUGGUGGAUGCAGCCGGCCGAGUAUUUGAGGACUGGGAAUUCCGUGUCCUGGAGAGCGAGGCCGGAAUAGAGGAGGAGGAGAGCGAAGGAAAGAUGGAAGGGAAGGAGAGAGGGAACGAGGAAGAAAAAGAGAAGGAGAUCUCAUGCCAAAAGAAUGCUGUCAACUCAGUGCAGGAGCGAGUCCAGCAGCUUGAGAAGCAGUUGAAGGAGAUGGAGCGAGAGAAGGAGAGAGAGAUGAAUGCCUUGAGGAAGGAGAGGAAAGAGUUGCUCCACACCACUCAAAGGGUCUUGAAAGAGAAGAAGCCACUCGCUGAUUGGUCCAACAUCCCCAGCUCGGUCCCUUGCAUGAUGUCACUCUCGCCGCUGACCAUUCACAAAUCACCUCAGGAACAAGCCAAAGAAUCCACCAGUUUACCCCGGAGACGGAGCUCGCACCGCAAUAAUAAGCUCGCCGAUAGACCGGUCUCGGCACAAGGGCUGGUGAGAAUGGUACCUGACAGUCCGAGCCCAGAGCGCUUCACUUCCCCUCUCCCCUCCCACCGGCACAGCAACGGGCACAGCAACGGGCACAUCAACGGGCACAGACCUGGGCCCAGCAAUGGCAGUGAUCUCCUCACCCCCUGUAACAGUGCUAGUAGCUCCCGUGCUGCCAGCCCAAAUCUGGGACUUUUAAACCUGGUGGAGAUUGAGAGGAGACUGAGGGAGGCCAAAGCGGAGAGAGAGAGGCUUCUCAAAGAGAGGGAGGAAAGGAGGCAGGUGGUGGUGGUGGAGGAGAGGAGGCAGAGAGAGCUGGAGGGCCGAGGAGCAGCAGAACCAGUAAAGUCCCAGAGCAGGCUAGUCCCUGAGCCAGAGGAGAAGCCCAAAACCACCAGUUCUGUCCCCAGCUCCCCUGAGUGCUCGCUACCUCUCUUCCUCUCUGCGAACUUUGACCUGCGGGCCCACGUGGAGUCGCUGGGUCACGGGGUGGCGGGGUGCAUGGGCCUGCGUAUGUCCCCGCGCCGCUGUGCCGGCUUCUUGACCAAGCGAGGCGGGCGGGUCAAGACCUGGAGGAGGAGGUGGUUCCUCUUCGAUAUGGACCACAGGCGGCUAGCCUACUACACAGACUGUGAUGAGAGGAAGCUGAAGGGGGUGAUCUACUUCCAGGCUAUAGAGGAAGUCUACUAUGACCACCUGCGCACAGCCACUUCAUCUCCGCGGCCCAGCCUUACGUUCUGUGUGAAGACGUACGAGCGCCUUUUCUUCCUGGUGGCGCCCAGCGCCGAGGCCAUGAGGAUCUGGAUGGACGUCAUUGUCACAGCAACAGACGAGCACAGCCGCUACUGACCUUGACGUUACACCUGUCCCCUUUCCUGUGUCUGUCUGACCUCCCCCUUGGACUGAACCUCCAUUCACCUGGCUGACCUGGCUAACCUGGCUACAGUUUCAGCAGUUUACAUUAUGUGGGGAAAACUGCAAUCUUCCACCUCCACCCUCCAAUGCGUGUAGGACCCAGCAAGACUGGCAUUUUGCUGCCUGAACUUCACGUCAUAUGAGUGGUGGAGGUGAGGAGUGAAGAGCAGAACAUAACGUUCAGGAAAGCUCUUCCUGAAGGAACUGACAUUUGAUUCUGGACAGUUUCCUAGGAGCUUUGAUGACAUGGGACUGAGUGGCAGACUGUUAUAGGUUCUGUGUGGAACAAGAGACAUUUGGAGGAGGGACAAGGCCAUGGGAAUAUAAAGAUGUGGAAGUGCAAGCUGGAGCAACCAUUUAAUGGUUGGUGUCUCUCUAGCAGCUGUGUUUGAGCUCCCUCUUGUGGCCAGAUUAAAGUAUUGAAAUAUGCAGGUAACUGCCAAAAUAAUGGAAACACCAGCAUAGUGUGUCUUAAUAGGUCGUUGUGCCACCACGAGCAAGAACAGCUUCAAUGCACCUUGCUAUGGAUUCUGCAAAGGUCUGGAAUUCUAUUGGGGGGAUGCGACACCAUUCUUCCAUAAGAAAUUUGAUAAUUUUGUGUUUUGUUUGAUGGUGGAAAACGCUGUCUCAGGCGCCGUCCAGAAUCUCUCAUAAGUGUUCAAUUGGCUUGAGAUCUGGUGACUGAGUUGGCCACGGCAUAUGGCUUUACAUCGUAUUAAUGCUCAUCAAAUCAUUCAGUGACCCCUCAUGCCCUGUGGAUGGGGGCAUUGUCAUCUUAUGGUGGCAUAGCCAUGGGAGACAAAAUAAUUGACAAAAUGACCCUAAGCAUGAUGGGAUAUCAAUUGUUUCAUUAACUCAGGGACCACACCUGUGUGGAAGCACCUGCUUUCAACAUACUUUGUAUCCCUCAUUAACUCAAGUGUUUCCAUUCUUUUGGCAGUUACCUAUACAUGUAUGUCUGUAUUGAACAUUGGUAUAUUUAUCAUCUGUCAAAAGGGCUGUUCAGAGUCAAUCAAAACACUGACCGAUCGUUCAGUUCUUAAAAUGGAUUGUUUUUUUGUUGUUUGUUUUUUACAAUAUCAACACAGAAAUACUAUGCUUAUAAAUAUGUAUUAUUAAUAUUGUCAUUAUUAUUAUGAUCAUUAAAGGUUUUUCAUACA
Messenger RNA from Oncorhynchus keta (chum salmon), 3713 nucleotides. RefSeq names its product pleckstrin homology-like domain family B member 3. Lineage: Eukaryota; Metazoa; Chordata; Actinopteri; Salmoniformes; Salmonidae. The coding region runs from base 631 to 2487 and encodes 618 amino acids. The record is from RefSeq and is a predicted model, not a curated record. The transcript is spliced from 15 exons.